Molecule: messenger RNA, 3507 nt
Organism: Auanema sp. JU1783
Lineage: Eukaryota; Metazoa; Nematoda; Chromadorea; Rhabditida; Rhabditidae
Source: the annotation of a GenBank genome assembly
AUGCGUGUAACGAAAGAUCUGAUACCGCUUUUUAUUUAUUUAUUAACGAUUACUUUUGUUACGGCUAGACAAGCUGUUGUUGUACAAAAAACUAAGUUAUGCGGAGAUGAGAGUUGUAAUAAUGUUUUGUUCACUUCCAAAGUUGUUAGAUCUAUUCCUUCAACUCACCCCUCGUUCUUAGAGGUUCAAGAAAAUGUUUGGUUUGAGGUUACCGCCAUAAAAUUCAGUGAUAGAGUCGAUAUCAUGGAAGGACGUAUUAAAGGAGAGCCACAGAAGCGGGGAAUUGUUUUCUACAGUGCUUUAGACAAAGGACCUUAUGUUGAGUUCUUGAGAGAGGCUAUAACCUCGAAGAAAACUCUUCAACAGGUAGUCCAGGAUCAUACGACCACUUCUCCAAAAGUUAUUAAUGUGCUCCGAGCUGAUUCAGAUUUAGUCAGAGAUUAUAAUGUCCAGGCUAAAGUAUAUGCUGUUGAACAGAACUUACCAACCCCCGAAGAGAUGCCAGUUCCAGUCAAACCUGCUCCUGGUCACGGACAUAGCCACGGAGCACAUGGACAUAGUCAUGGUGCUCACGGACACUCUCAUGACACUCACGAUCAUUCUCAUGACGCACACGGACACUCACAUGAUGCUCAUGGCCAUACUCACGAAGCUCCUAAAACAGCUGAAACUCCAAAAGUAGAAGUGAAGACUGAAAAACCGCUGGUUCACGCAAAAGUUCCGGUAGUUGAAGUUGUGACGCCACCUGCAGUUAAGGUGGAAGUCCCUAUCAAGGAGAAGGAAGAAGUUCCUCAGAAAUUAUCUGAGCUCCCUGUCAAAGAUGCCGCUGUUCAAGUGGAUAUAAACGAUGAGCCGAAAGAGAUCAUAAUCACUUCUGAAACAGAAGGACUUUCUGUCAAAGAUGUGAGCGAUGCUGAGCUGGAAAAGCUGAAGCAUGAUGCUGAGAUUGAGAGAGAGCUUGAAGAAAUGAUUCAACGAGACCGAAUGCUUGCUGAGAAUAUGGAGAACCAAGCUCAAGCUGUUAUUCCACCAGCUGAAGUAAUUCCAGAAGAUCCCUUCCCUACUGAACCUGUUCUGCCUGAUACUGAUGCUCAACAUGAAACUCUUCCCAAAGCUGUACCUGAACCUGUUCCUGAACCAGUGCCCGAACCUGUACCUGAAGAUGCGCCAGAGGUUGUGCCAGAAGCUAUACCUGAGGCUGUACCAGAAGCUAUACAUGAAGCUGUGCCAGAAGCCAUACCAGAAGCCGUGCCAGAAGCUAUACUGCAACAAAUCGUGGAAACUGUUACUCUUCCUCCACUAACACUAGAGUCAAUGGUACCUUCACACAUCAAUAUUAAGCCCACUACAGUGCCUGUACCGGUCCCAGCAGAGCCUUCUACUGUUUCACCUCCACUGGAAGCUUCAACUAUUCGUCCUGAAGUUGAGGUUCCCACUGUUCCUCCCCCUGUUGAGGUUUCAUCGGUCCCUCCUCCUCUGGAGCCUUCGACCAUACUUCCAACACUUGAAGCAUCAACAGUUCCUCCUCCAGCUUCCACUGUCCCACCUACCAUCGAGGAAGACUUACAGGGCGUAUGUGAUGGUGACGAUUGCCAGAAAAUAAUUUCAACUCCGCCUUCUGCUGUUGAGCCUGAAGAUCCUCUGCGAGCCAACCCAUUCGAAGAAGGCUUUUCUGAUAAAUUCGAUCCAGUACCGGAGGCACCUGUUAUGAACGCUGAGCCAAAUAUGUUUUCUUAUUUCUGUCAAAAAUAUGUGCUAAAUGUUGUGCGAACAAUCCUUCCCGUGGGUGACUUGAGUGAUGCUGGUGUCGGUCUUCUGUUGAAUGUUCUUUUUGUCGUAACUGCCUUCACCAUUUAUCUUGUUUCUUACUUCCUCUCGGACAAUGGAGAUUCUCUCUAUUUCGAUCGAAAUGUCGCUCAUGACUUGGCUACAAAGUGUAAAAUGCUUCAAGAGCAACUGAGACAGAAAGAUGAGGAGCUUCAAAGAGCGGGAACUAAUUCUAGCAGAAGCCAAGAACACCUUAAUGAACUCUCAGCAUUACGCUUAGAACUAGAGCCUUUGAAGUUUGAAAGAACACAGUUGAAUCAACGACUGACACAGCUCCAAACUGAUCUCUCUCGAGAAUCCUCAGAGAAAGAAUCCCUGCAAAAGUCAUUAGAUAAGCUCAGAGAACAUAUCACGCAGUAUGAAAGUAAUGCGGAGUUAGCGGAAUCUCGUGUUCGAGAAGUUUCAUCAGAGUUCGAGAAAGCAAACAAGGAGCUCAAAGAGACUAGGAAUGCUUUGGAGAGGGUAGAAAGAGAUCUAAUUUCUGAACGCGAAAAGUUAAAGAAGGUGGUCUCAGACUAUGAAAGUUCUGUAGAAGAAGUGCGUCAAAAGGAAACUGAGAUUUACAACUUGCAACGGAAUGAAUCUAGAUUAGUUGCUGCAAAUGAGCAAUUGCAAUCAGAGCUUAAAGUUGCCUCUGAAAUGUUCAGUAUUGACGAGCCAACCAGAAAGGCGGAAGCAGAUGCUACAGAAUCAGGUGGUUCAGGUGGUUGGUCUGAUUUUGGUGACGAGCCAGAUUAUGAAGAGAAGGUUGAAAAGGAAAAGUCAACUCCUCCAGCUGGAGACAUCAGGGAGUUGAUCAAGAUGAGAGCUCAACAGACUAAGCUAGAGCAGGAGUGCCACUCGCUCAAACAACAAUUCGAAAGAGUUGUGGAAGAGAAAAAUAAGAUUGAAGAUUUGUAUGCCAUAGCUCAGAAAGAUCUAGUAAGAAAGAGUAAAGAAGUCGAACAACGAGAUGCUGAAAGAAUUGGUGCUGACGAACGUGCCAACAAACUCUUGUCAAUAAUUGACUCUAACGCUUCGAAGUUGAAAGACACCGAAGCUACAUGUGAUAAGUUGAGAGAUGAUCUGCAACGACUCAGGGAGAAUAUGCUCGAUUUACAGGAAGAGAAACGUCAGAAGGAAGAUAAAAUCAAAGAGCUUGAUUCUGAACUUAAAAAAGUUCGAGCCGAGUUCGCUAAAUUAGAACAUAAGAGCUUCCAUCAAGUUUUCGAUUUGAAGAGAAGGUUAGAAGAGGCUCAACUAGUUCAACCCAAGGUUGUGGAGAGCAGCUUUGAAAUGCCCAACUUAUCCAGUAGCUCAAUUGACGCUGAUCCAUCUUCCAGAGAAGCUCCAGAGCUACUCUGGGCUGAUGACCGUCCAACCAGAUAUCGAACAAUGUCACCUCAGGAAGAGUUCAGUAUGGAUUCCAACAUGCCCAUAGUCAAAAAAUCAUCACGUGGUCGUCGGUCCGAUAAACUUCUUCGAGAGCCUUUUUCAAGUGACGGCGAAAGAAGGGAGAAGAAAGACGGAGCUGCCCCUAGUCGAAGAAGAUCUCGAAGCCACGGACGUCAACCUAUGCCAAUGCAUAAUUAUCUUCCAGGUUAUGACCAUUACUGUUGGAGUAAAGAGCAUUUCCCAAAAAUCAAACACUCGUCUGAUUUAGUUGAAAAAAAAAGUGUCAAAUUUUCAUCAACAAACUGA